AUGAAGUCCCUUGCUACCUUCUUGGCCGCUGCGGGCCUUUUCAACGCGGCUUACAGCUGCGGGGCCCAUCUCUUGGCGAGAGCAUUGCAGACUCGGGGACCGACUGACUGCGGCGGAGGAACGACACCACCCUCGACGACAUUCGCUAUCAAGAAUGUUCGCGUGUUCGACGGCAACGGAUUCAGCAUACCCCAGGCCGUCCUCGUCAGCGGGACCAAGAUUGCACUUGUUGGCGGAGCGGCGCCGCCCGGGAUCGUAACAGUGGACGGCACUGGGAAAUACCUGCUGCCAGGUCUCAUCGACAGCCAUGUGCACCCGCAGAGCUGUGGUGCGUUGAGCAAUCUUACGGCAUACGGUGUGACAACUGCAGUCAACAUGGCUUGCCUCGACUACGACGCCUGCCGGUCGUUGAAGGGCCAGGUCGGCGUCGCAGAUUACAUCACAGCUGGACUGUUUGCUGUCGGACCCAACAGCCUGCAUGCGCAGUUCUUCCAGGUACCUCCGGAGUUGACUCUCCAGCCCAAUGCCGAUCUUGGGCUGAAUGUCGACUACGUCUUUGGAAACGGCUCCGACUUUUACAAAAUCGUGGCCGAGGGAAACGGGCCGACGCAGCAGCAGCAGAACACCAUUGUACAGUUAGUCCGAAGCAGAGGCAAGGCGACAUACACACACGCCUCCUACAUGGGGGCAUACGCUCAGGCCAUCGCCUCCAAGUGCGACGGCAUCCAACACGUCCCGGCAAACGGAACCUUGAGCAGCUCGCAGGUGUCACUGAUCCGCUCGCAGGGCCAGUUCGUCACACCCACAAUGGAAGUCUUCCGUGUCGCAUUCGCCAAUCCGGCACUGGGCCCGCUGCUGGGCCUCACCCCUGCUGACACGUAUGAGAAUGUUGUGGCCAACGUCGCGUCCCUUCGUCGAGCAGGCGUUCCGUUGGCAGUGGGGACGGACGCCGUCGGGAGCCUCCCAGGAAUCCUCAACUUCCCAUUUGGCCGGACACUCCACUGCGAAAUACAGAACCUUGUGGCCGCUGGGCUGGGCAAUGCAGAGGUUCUACGCGCAGCCACCUCUGGCGCCGCGAAGCUGUACAAGUUGUCUGACAGGGGCUCGAUCAGCAUUGGCAAGCGGGCAGACCUCGUUCUGCUGAACAGCAAUCCGCUGACGAAUAUCGCAAAUACCUUCGACAUCAAUAGUGUGUGGGUCGGAGGCAGACAGGUAACGGGUAUUCUUAGUUCCAAAGGCACGAGCUGUGACCCGACUACAUACUGA
This is a messenger RNA of Purpureocillium lilacinum, 1266 nucleotides long. RefSeq lists its product as uncharacterized. Gene Ontology annotation, molecular function: hydrolase activity, acting on carbon-nitrogen (but not peptide) bonds. The record is from RefSeq and is a predicted model, not a curated record. NCBI's taxonomy places the organism in Eukaryota, Fungi, Ascomycota, Sordariomycetes, Hypocreales, Ophiocordycipitaceae.